Oncorhynchus mykiss (rainbow trout) is the source of this 547-nucleotide messenger RNA. NCBI's taxonomy places the organism in Eukaryota, Metazoa, Chordata, Actinopteri, Salmoniformes, Salmonidae. The record is from RefSeq and is a predicted model, not a curated record.
CACCAAAACCGAUCCUACUCGGAAAUGUUCGGCCUUCGCGAAGUAAUGAUGAAAAGCGGAUGAUAGACUUUCGAAAGUGUUGGUGCAAGCUUCCUCUGAGAUGAUUCCCAAGAGGUUGGAGAGCUCCUUCGGGAUGGCGCCAAACAAGAAGGGCGGUGAGAAAAAGAAGGGGCGUUCUGCCAUCAACGAGGUUGUGACCAGGGAGUACACCGUCAACAUCCACAAGCGCAUACAUGGCGUGUCCUUCAAGAGGAGGGCACCUCGUGCUCUCAAGGAGAUCCGCAAGUUCGCCAUGAAGGAGAUGGGAACCCCUGAUGUACGCAUCGACACUCGCCUGAACAAGGCUGUAUGGACCAAGGGUGUGAGGAAUGUCCCAUACCGUAUGCGCGUGCGCCUGUCAAGGAAACGCAAUGAAGACGAGGACUCUCCCAACAAACUGUACACCCUCGUCACAUACGUUCCUGUCACAACAUACAAAGGUCUGCAGACGGUCAAUGUGGAUGAGAACUAAUUAUUCACUGGUGUUGAAAUAAAUGUAUAAAAUAAA